AUGGGCGGCGUUCCGUCCAAACCAGGCGAUGCCGCGACACAGCUGCAGGUCAUUGGCGCCGGAUACUCGAGGACGGGAACGACGUCGAUGCAACUCGCGCUGGAGAAAGUCCUGCAAGGACCUGUAAUGCACGGAGGCACUCAUAUUCUAUGGAGAGAAGACGCGUUCGCCAAGAAUUGGGUCCGCGCAUACGAGGCAAGGGAGGCCGGCGACAAGGAGAAAACAAUGAAGCUCCUGCGAGAAUUGACGACGGGCUUCGUCGGCGUGACCGACACGCCCAACUUCGACUUCAUCCCCGAGCUGGUUGAGUUGUACCCAGAGGCGAAGGUGGUGCUCGUCACGCGGGACCCGGCUAGAUGGUGGACGAGCAUCGGUGGCAAUCUAAAGUACGCAUUUCCGUGGUACCUCCCGAUCCUCACGGCUCCGAUGCCUGGGCUGCGGUGGUUCCCAAGCAUUGCUGCGCACUGGCAGAGGAUCGCUUUGAGGGAGAUGGGGAAAGCCCGCGGACCAGGCACUCCCCUGAGUCCAGAUCUCAUUGAAGUCCACAAUGAAAUGGUUAAGCGAGUCGUCCCGCCCGAGCGACUUUUGAUUAUGAACCUUAACGAGGGAUGGCAGCCGUUAUGCAAGUUCUUGGACAAGCCGGUUCCGAUAGAGCCUUUUCCACGACUGAACGACGCUGAGGAAGCUGAGAAGGUUGCCAAGGGCAUUUUUGCCAGGUGCAUAUUGGUAUGGCUGGGGAUCAUUGGCGCGACAGUAGUUGGCACUCGCACGGCAGCGCGAUUCUUGAAGUCACAGGAUCUGGGCUUAUGA
Molecule: messenger RNA, 810 nt
Organism: Diaporthe amygdali
Lineage: Eukaryota; Fungi; Ascomycota; Sordariomycetes; Diaporthales; Diaporthaceae
Product: P-loop containing nucleoside triphosphate hydrolase protein
Exons: 3
Coding region: 1-810 (269 amino acids)
Source: RefSeq, a predicted model, not a curated record